ACUUAAAACUUUUGGCAAUAACUAGUUUUUAUUAAGAGAUCUUGUUUCAUUCGCUUAGAAAUCUUCGGACAGUUCGGUUGAAAUCAAAAUCUCUUUAGAAAAAGAAAUGGUUUGUGAAUUUUAACGAUAAAUAAACGUGGUGAUUUUAAAUUUUUUGUACCAUCUUAUUGCAGAAGCUUAAAAAUGAAUUAAAAAUAAUACUUUUGAGCCUUGUGGCCAUUCAACAAUUCGACUUUUCUGAAGGAUCCCGCAUAUUGGCAGCCUUCUUUUUUCCGGCGCGGAGUCACUUCAUGACGACCCAUUCCAUUAUUCGGGAAUUGGUGAAAAGAGGACAUGAAGUUACCUUCAUUACCCCUUUUUCCUUGGCCAAAGAGAACUUAGGGUCCAACUACACGGAAAUAGUGUUCGACCAAUACGCCAUCUGGCCUGUGGUCCAGGAGUUGACCAACACAAACUCAGUUCUGGAAAUGACGGAUGUGAGUGGCUUUACUUUUCUCCGUAUGGUCUACCUGAUUGGGACUCUCACCACCGACUUCGCGUUUGAGCAACCUGCCAUCCAAGCCAUUAUAAACGCCAGGGACAAGGUGGGAAAGUACGAUCUACUUUUGGCCGAACAGUUCCACAACGAGGGCGCCCUCAUCCUGGGCCAUCUGUAUCAGAUUCCUGUCAUAACAGUUUGCACUUUUGGCCAUUCCCACUAUAUGAGUGGCCUUUUUGGCAGUGUAGCCCCAUUGUCCUUUGUACCUCAUAUCUUUCUGCCCUACACUGAACGCAUGUCCCUAUGGGAACGACUAGAAAAUGUGGUCAUGAGUGUGUCAGAGGAGUUGCUACGAAAGUUCUCCCAUUACCCCAAACAGGAUGCCAUUCUGAAGAAACACUUUUCCAAACUGUUGGAUAGAGUUCCGACUAUAAGGGAACUGGAAAACAAUGUCUCUGUGAUCCUAAUGAAUUUGUUUAUGCCGUUGCUGUCGCCCAGACCACUGACCUACAACAUGAUUCCUGUGGGAGGGAUUCAAAUUCCAAAACCCAAGGCUCUGCCUGAAAAUCUACAGAAGUACCUCGAUGGCGCGACUCACGGAGCUAUUUACUUCAGUUUGGGCUCUCAAGUCCGAAGUUCCGAAUUGCCACCCAAAAAGCUCAAGAUAUUCCUGGAUGUCUUUGGCACCCUCAAGCAGAGGGUUUUGUGGAAGUUCGAGGAGGAGUCUUUGACCAAUCUUCCUGCCAAUGUGAUGGUUCAGAAGUGGAUGCCACAAGCAGACAUCCUGGCACAUCCCAAUGUCAUGUUGUUCAUUUCCCAUGGCGGACCCAAUGGCUUUCAGGAAGCUCUUCAAUACGGGGUGCCUGUUUUGGGAAUGCCCAUCUAUGCUGAUCAGUAUCCAACUAUCAAUAAAGGAAAACAAGAAGGACUUGCACUGGUCAUGGAUUAUAGGAAAAUCACUGAAGAAGAGCUUCGUUCGAACCUUCUUGAGUUGCUGGAGAACCCAAAGUUCAGAAACAACAUGAAACAGGCAUCGAAAGUAUUUCGGGAUAGACCUCUGAGCGCUAUGGACACGGCCAUGUACUGGAUAAACUAUGUGAUCGAGCACCGUGGAGCUCCCCAUCUUAUUUCCGUUGGUGCAGAGCUUACCUGGUACCAGUUCUACCUUCUAGACGUUAUUGGACUGGCUUUUGCAGUAGUUCUACUGCCAAUCCUGGCACUUCUUUUUAUCUGCCGAAAGAGCUCCAAGAAGACAGCCACCAGUCCCAAAAGGAAGCUUAAGAAGAAUUGAAAUUUAUAAAAUACCUAAUUGUGUUUAUUCUAUGUAAAGUAUAAAUAUUUUUUUAAUCACAUUAAAG
Messenger RNA from Drosophila ananassae, 1836 nucleotides. RefSeq names its product UDP-glucosyltransferase 2. The record is from RefSeq and is a predicted model, not a curated record. The coding region runs from base 291 to 1769 and encodes 492 amino acids. The transcript has 3 exons. NCBI's taxonomy places the organism in Eukaryota, Metazoa, Arthropoda, Insecta, Diptera, Drosophilidae. Gene Ontology annotation, molecular function: UDP-glycosyltransferase activity.